Molecule: messenger RNA, 1158 nt
Organism: Capronia coronata CBS 617.96
Lineage: Eukaryota; Fungi; Ascomycota; Eurotiomycetes; Chaetothyriales; Herpotrichiellaceae
Product: serine/threonine protein kinase
Exons: 5
Coding region: 1-1158 (385 amino acids)
Biological process (GO): protein phosphorylation
Molecular function (GO): protein kinase activity; ATP binding
Source: RefSeq, a predicted model, not a curated record
AUGCUUCUCCCAGUCCCUAUAUCCCACGCCCCCAUCCACGAACGAGCAAAAUGGACCCGUGACCGACGCACAGUCGAGCGCCGCGUUGCUCGGUGGCGGAGGAAAAGCUGGGUCGAUGCGCGCGCUGAAAAGUUUGGAUUGUCCAGAGCGUGGUACGCUGAUGAUGAAUGGUGGGAGACCCUCGCAAUCAAACAAACCGACAUCGACACCCGCGAAGUCGACCGGAACAACCGCGUCGCCAUCCCCUGGGAGGUCUUGAUCAUGAAAGGCCUCGCCAACCAGGGGUGUCGCAACGUCGCGGGUCUCCGCAAAUACAAGCUCUUCAUGAGCAGAGACCAAGACCGAGACCACAGCCCAAAGAUGAGGUGGCGGUAUUAUCUGGAGUAUCAUAAACAUGGGACUUUAGAGGGGUUGGUCCAGAGAUACAGGGAGUAUAACCAGCGGCAUCCGAAGCAUAAAGACUACCUCCCCGAAGCAUUCAUCUGGCAGGCCUUUUACGAUUUCGCUCAAGCAGCAUACCAUAUGAGCGUGGUGCGAUUCGACGAUAGUGUGGCGCCGCCUGGGAAGGAUCAUUUUGUUCUGCAUCUGGAUCUGAAACAUGAGAAUGUCCUCAUGUGCGAACCCAGCACCGUCCGAAACCUCAUGGACUAUCCCACCCUGAAAGUCGCCGACUGGGGAUUGGCCGAAUAUACUAGCCGCGAGGAUGUCAACAACAGUAAGAAAUGGAAGUACUAUGGCACGAUUGUUUGGACUCCACCGGAACAACGCAAUGAAGGCACCUACGGCCGCAACUGGCGUCACCCGGUCCUAGGCUCCUCCAACCACCCGUUCACGAUGGCCCACGUGAUCUGGCAGAUGGGCGCCAACAUCUACGGUCUGAUGGAACUCGAUCUCCACAAUCUCGACAUCCAUACCCGGGUCAAUUAUUACGAGAAGUCCGAAACUUCGCUCCGUCAGGACGGAUACUCGGUCUUGUCUGGGUGGCAGAAUCUCCGGUAUUCUUCCAAGUUGAGAGCUCUGGUGGAUGAUUGUUUGCUCGUGGAUCCGGCGAGGAGGCCGUCGGUGGCGGAUUUGCUGGAGAGAACACAGGAGGGGAUUCGGAGGUUUGCUGAUGCUGCGAGGAGAGAUGGGGGGCCGCCGGAAGUUAGGUUGAGUUGA